Messenger RNA from Dromiciops gliroides (monito del monte), 4140 nucleotides. It is a transcript of the gene TMEM65, whose product is annotated as transmembrane protein 65. Gene Ontology annotation, cellular component: mitochondrion. Bases 1 to 837 code for a protein of 278 amino acids. NCBI's taxonomy places the organism in Eukaryota, Metazoa, Chordata, Mammalia, Microbiotheria, Microbiotheriidae. The record is from RefSeq and is a predicted model, not a curated record. The transcript is spliced from 8 exons. Gene Ontology annotation, biological process: cardiac ventricle development; regulation of cardiac conduction.
AUGUCCCGGCUUCUGCUGCCCCUGCUGAGGAGCCGGACUGCGCACAGCCUGCGGCCCCUGCCCGGCUGCCGCCCGCGCGGCGCGGCUGGGGCCCCGGCGCUGCUGCUCCUCCGGCCGCCUCCCGCCUCGGCCGCCCUAGCCGCCGCCUCGGCCGCCGCGCCGCGCCCUUCCCGGGGGCUGGGCACCCAUCCCAAGCGCGAGCCCAUCGAGGCGCUGAACACGGCGCAGGGAGCCCGCGACUUCAUCUACAGCCUGCACUCCACCGAGAGGAGCUGCCUGCUCAAGGAGCUGCACCGCUUCGAGUCCAUAGCUAUAGCCCAAGGUAUUCCAAGAAGUUCCGGUCAACUGACAAGGACCUCUCCUCACAGUGUCAGAACUGUGGUGAUGAUGAGAGUAAUGCAACUAACAGAUAGUGCUGAAAAAUUGGACACUCCACCACCUUCCCAGGAACAGCUGAGAUAUGUAUUCAUCCACAAUGCAUUACCUUUCGUAGGGUUUGGCUUUUUGGAUAAUGCAAUUAUGAUUGUUGCAGGAACCCAAAUAGAGUUGUCUAUUGGAAUUAUUUUGGGGAUUUCAACUAUGGCAGCUGCUGCUUUGGGAAAUCUUGUUUCAGAUUUAGCCGGACUUGGUCUUGCAGGCUACGUUGAAGCUUUAGCUUCCAGGUUAGGCCUGUCAAUUCCUGAUCUCACACCCAAGCAAGUUGAUAUGUGGCAAACACGUGUUAGUGCACACUCGGGCAAAGCUGUUGGAGUGGCUAUUGGUUGCAUUUUAGGAAUGUUUCCUUUGUUGUUCUUUAGAGGAGAAGAAGAAGAAAAAAAACUGGAAGAAAAAAAUUAGCUGUUUUAGAAUCUCCAUAGAAAGAUGUAAAAUAAUGUACCUCACUUAUUAAGUAUGCUGUCACAAUAUUUAGGAACUAAGACAGUAACUAUGUAUAGAUAUGGGAACAAGCAAUUAAGCAUGUUUUAUUAAAACACUAACUUAUUGUGGCUUGGUGUUCUUAGUACAUCUUUUUAUAAAAAAUAGCUUCUUAAAUUCAUAAAAAUUGUUGAAAUGCCUUUUCACUAGUAGCAAGCAACAUUUUCAUUUUUCCAUUUUCAUUCUUCAUAUGUUAUAUAGCAAGACUAUUUUAUUUUAAGUCAUUGAUGUGCUGUACAGAUUUGGAUUUGCUUAUUUGUUAGUAACUACAUAGACUUGCAUGAAAACAUCCUCUCUUAUUCAUAGCUGUUCCAAAUCAGUUUUGGACUUUUUCCAUAUACAAAAACUAUUGGUUAUUUUGUUAAAGGUUUUUAAUUCCAUCAUUGUUCUUGCCCCUAGUAUCAGUUUUGGCCUGAUUUGAGAUAAUGAAUUUCCAUUCAUGCACAAUGCUUCUCUCUCCUCAUUGACUCAUUCAAUCAGUGUGGAAUUGAGCUCUUUGUUUUAAGUGUUGCUGGUUAUAUAUAUAUUUUUUCAUUUUCUUUGCUCUGAUCUUUUUGAGUCUUAAGAGCCAGAAGUUAAUGAGCAUAUUUUCUCAUUUACAUUAAAUACAUUAUAAAAUGUACUUUCUACUUCAUUUUUUUCUAUUUUUUGCCUUAAAAUUCCCAAUUUUGAGUAAUUAUGUUGUUUUUUUCCUUAUAUAAAAGAAAAACUAAUAAUUUUUUUGUAUGUUUUAUGGGGGAAAUUAUCACAGAAUUAAACAAGGUAUUGUAUUUUUAUAGUUAAGGACGAGAGAGGGAGAGAAAAAUGCCAAUUGUAUGUGAGUUGAAAAUUAAGGAUACAUGAAUUCUGUAGAUAAGAAGAAAUUAGGAGAAGAAAUUAGAACCUAAGAAGGUUUGUGGUACAGACAGUGAAGUUUAGCAGAACUGGAAAGGUUCUUGCACUCUGUUGAGUGAGAGGGUUUUUCAAAAAUUUCAUCUUCAUCAGGAAGAUUUCCAUUUCUGAAAUAUCUAAAUUAUGCUCAUACUUGAGAUCUCAACAUGUGUAUCUUUUUUACUGAUGAUGGACUUAACUUUCUGGAAAAAAAAUAUUUUGUGGGCAAAACUAGCCUCUGUGUGUGUGUAUGUGUGUGUGUGUGUGUGUGUGUGUGUGUGUGUGUGUGUGUGUGUGUGUUUUACUGUGCAGUCAACACUCAUGAGGAAACUUUUUUUUUUGGCCUUGUUUUUCUGUUAUUCAAAAUAUGUUCUGAAUAGAAGUUGCUCAUUUCUUUUCUUUUAUAUCUCAUUGAAAUUUAAUCAUGAAUGAGAUUUAAUUUUCUCAAUCUUUAUAACUUUUCAAGAUGGGGACUAUUAAUUACAUAAUUAUAAUGGGUAUUAGUUAAGCCAAUUUCUUACCUAUUAUAUGGUGUUUUCAAAUGUUCCGUGGAGAAUUAUCAGAUAGGAAUUUUAUUUUGGCCAUUCAAGGUUGUCAUGUUGCUGCUUUGGCUUUUAAAACUUGUUGAAUGACUGUAAUAUUUACAGUCAUAAUAUGUUAAAGUUAUAUUUGCAUUUAUUUACUUUUAGUAGACCAUUUUUAAAAUGAAGAGCUAAACUAUCACAUGAAAGAAUUAGGUAUAAAUUCUCUCAACUAUUUCCACAUAUCAGUGCCAUUCAUUAAUUAUAGGUGAAAAGAAGAAAAGAAGCAGAAACAAUCACCUAAAAAUUAUAGAAAGCAAAAAUAGGGAAAUAUAAAGAAAGUAUAAUUGUUGUGAUGCAGAAAUAAUCUGUUACUCUCAUUUACCUUGUACAGAAGUAUAGGACUUGAGGCCUUUCCAAAAAUUGUGGUUUAUAUUAGUUCCCCAUUUAGGAACUACCAGGCCAAUGCAAAAUUAUGCCGGACUGUUUAAUGUGAGUAGUGUGGUAUGUUAUUUUAAUGAAGACUUAUUUAAAUAAAUGUUUUAAAUACUUUUGACGCUCUUGUGUAUAACCAAUCCCAUCUAUUUUCAUACAAAUAUUUCAGUGUGGUGCUUGCAUUUUUUUAAACUUAUUAUCUCAAAAUGCCCACUAUUGUCUGGAAAAGGCUUUGUGGUAUUUUCCCCUCCAAAUUAAUACAGUCUUAAAAAAUCUGACCUUGACAGUAAAUUGUUUUCGUUAUAAGAGCUUGAACGCAACAUUCUUGAUGUAAUUUAUCAUCCCAGAAUGUGAAGUAAACAAAUUCCUAAUUUGAGACUUUUAACAAUUUGGAUCAUUUAAAUAAUAAACUCUUGUUAAAGUUAAUGAAAUGCCUGUGCCCUUACCAAAGGUUUUUGUUGCUCAAAAUCAUAAUCAUAAGUAUGGUGCUUUUUACAAAGUGGUUUCUUGGUUUGGCUUUCCAAGAUGAUGUCUUCAUAUAAGCUUUUUAAAUUCUUGGAGUCUUCUGUCAUACUAUUUUCUUACCAUUAACAAUAAAGCCUUCAUUUCUCAUGCUAAUUAUUUAUUAAUGUUUGAACAUUGAAACAAUAAUGGAGCCAAGAAUAGUAUUAACUGUUCUAGCAGUAUUCAUUUAAGUCAUAACAUGUCCAUGUAUUAGUUUUUGUUUAACUCGUGGAUGCAUGUAUGUUGGAUGUAUUUUGUUGCUACUGUAUGCUUAAUUACAACCAAUGUUUUUUAACUAAGAUAAAUUGAACUAAAAAUAUUUUAAGAAGUUGAAAAUGUAGUUUUAAUUUUGACAUUUUAAAUGGAUACUAUUAAUUAUCUUCAGGUAGUGAAAAUCUUUAAACUUAUAAAUGUUUAUUUCAAAAAGGUAACCAUUUCUGUGGAAUCUGUAUUUUGUGUUAUGGCAUACAUAAGGGAGAAAUAAUUCUACCCUGGCUAUCUUGGUCUUUAAUAGGAAAAAAUCAAGGAUACAAAAGUACUUGAAAAUGAUCAGAAUGCCAACUGACUUUGGAAAAUUUGCUUAAAUGAAGAACACUAACGAUUUUUUGCUGCAAAUCUUUCUAAAAUGAACUGUUUCCCUUCCUAAGAGUAUAGUGAAUGGAAUUUGACUUUUUUUUAAUGCUUCAGGUUUUCCUUUCAGAGCACUUACCAUCAUUAUAUUGUGUUUUAAGAAAGUGAUGCUCUUAAGGUUUACUGACAUUUGUAGGGCUAUUUGACCCUACAAUAAAUGUGUCUAGAUGGCUAUGAUUUUUGAGUUCUUGUCUGCUUUUUAUGAUUUCUCCUGUUUCUUCUCUAACAAUUAAACUGUACAUUAUCAUGUAGAUUUUUUUUUAAA